Molecule: messenger RNA, 1753 nt
Organism: Elephantulus edwardii (Cape elephant shrew)
Lineage: Eukaryota; Metazoa; Chordata; Mammalia; Macroscelidea; Macroscelididae
Gene: SYT4
Product: synaptotagmin IV
Exons: 4
Coding region: 213-1490 (425 amino acids)
Biological process (GO): regulation of dopamine secretion; cellular response to calcium ion; vesicle fusion
Cellular component (GO): synapse; axon; membrane
Molecular function (GO): phosphatidylserine binding; calcium-dependent phospholipid binding; clathrin binding
Source: RefSeq, a predicted model, not a curated record
GAACAGCCAAAACACGAACAGGGGUGACAAAUCACCGUGUGAGGGCGAGUGGACCUCCUCUCUGCCUACUCCCUGUUCCAGGCUCUCGGGUCCCCAGGGCUCUGCGCUGUUGUUCCCAACACUCGGCAAAGCCAGCGUCUUCAGAUCUAGCAAAGUGAAUCAAGCUCGGGAGUUUUCUGUUCAGCACCUCGGACAGAGCACGCAGCAAAAAUAUGGCUCCGAUCACUCCCAGCCGGGAAGAAUUUGAUGAAAUUCCCGCUGUGGUGGGGAUCUUCAGUGCUUUUGGCCUGGUCUUCACAGUCUCUCUGUUUGCAUGGAUCUGCUGUCAGAGAAAAUCAUCCAAGUCUAACAAGACUCCCCCCUACAAGUUUGUGCAUGUGCUUAAAGGAGUCGAUAUUUACCCUGAAAACCUAAAUAGCAAAAAGAAAUUUGGAGCAGAUGAAAAUAAUGAAACCAAGAACAAGCCAGCCAUGCCAAAGAGCUCAUUGCAUCUCAAUCUUGAGAAAAGAGAUCUUAAUGGCAAUUUUCCCAAAACAAACCUCAAGGCUAGUAGUCCUUCUGAUCUAGAGAAUGUGACCACAAAGCUCUUUCCAGAAGGAGAGAAAGAGGCAGUGUCCCCUGAUAGCAUUAAGUCCAGCACUUCUUUGUCUUCAGAAGAGAAACAAGAGAAACUGGGAACCCUCUUCUUCUCCCUAGAGUACAACUUUGAGAAGAAAGCAUUUGUGGUAAAUAUCAAGGAGGCUCGUGGCUUGCCGGCCAUGGAUGAGCAGUCAAUGACCUCUGAUCCAUACAUCAAAAUGACAAUACUUCCAGAGAAGAAACAUAAAGUGAAAACUAGAGUUCUGAGAAAGACCUUGGACCCAGCUUUUGAUGAGACCUUUACAUUCUAUGGAAUUCCCUACACUCAGAUCCAGGAGUUGGCCUUGCACUUCACCAUCUUGAGUUUUGACAGGUUUUCAAGAGAUGACGUCAUUGGAGAAGUCCUUAUUCCUCUCUCAGGAAUUGAAUUAUCUGAUGGAAAAAUGUUAAUGACCAGAGAGAUCAUCAAGAGAAAUGUUAGGAAAUCUUCAGGACGGGGUGAACUAUUGAUUUCUCUUUGCUAUCAGUCCACCACAAAUACACUCACUGUGGUUGUUUUAAAAGCUCGACACCUGCCUAAAUCGGAUGUAUCUGCACUUUCAGAUCCUUACGUCAAAGUCAACUUGUACCAUGCCAAAAAAAGGAUCUCCAAAAAGAAGACACACGUGAAAAAAUGCACCCCCAAUGCAGUAUUCAAUGAACUGUUUGUCUUUGAUAUUCCUUGUGAGAGUCUUGAAGAGAUAAGUGUGGAAUUUCUAGUCUUGGAUUCUGAGAGAGGAUCUCGAAACGAGGUGAUUGGGCGCUUGGUCUUGGGUGCAGCAGCAGAAGGCAGUGGUGGCGAGCACUGGAAGGAGAUCUGUGACUUUCCCAGGAGGCAAAUCGCCAAGUGGCAUAUGCUCUGUGAUGGUUAGCAUCCUAGCUAUGAGCUGGAACUACAUGAUUUUUCUAGGCAAGGAGUAAUUCUCUUUCUUUGUGAUAUGUAACUUGCAAGCUUGUGACAGCAAGCUACCUUGUUUUUGUUAGAAAUGGAUUGAAUUAGACCAGAAAGUAACUGUAAAUGUGUAUCAUGAUAAUUUCCCCCUUAAUUUUGAGAAAUGGGAUAAUUUUCAUAAGAUAUUAGUUUUCCAUGAAGGUUACCAAUGUCAGAAAUAAAAAUAGUAAGCAUUUUUUAUGA